Molecule: messenger RNA, 699 nt
Organism: Penicillium salamii
Lineage: Eukaryota; Fungi; Ascomycota; Eurotiomycetes; Eurotiales; Aspergillaceae
Source: the annotation of a GenBank genome assembly
AUGAUCACCGCGGCAAAAAAGCUAGGCGGGUCUGCUGGGUCGGAAGAUAUUAGAUAUGUCUGCUCCAGUGCCGAGGCACUUGAGUGCGACGUUGUCGAUGGGACCGUGGACCUUAUUACUGCUGCUACGGCAGCACACUGGUUCGACAUGCCGCGCUUCUGGGAGCGAGCUGGGCGGCUUUUGAGACCUGGUGGGAGUGUUGCUCUCUGGACUACGAGUACAGAAGGUGUGCAUGCCGACACACCGAACCAUGAGGCCAUCAAUCGGUCUUGGGAGGCGAUUCGGAAGCGGGAGAUAGAGGUGUUCUAUGGGGUUGGGAAUAUGGUUUCUCAGCAAUUGUAUGCUAAUCUUGGAUUGCCGUGGACUGUUUCGCCUACUGUUAGUGGGUUUCCGGAAGACUCAAUUUUGAGAAAGGAGUGGGGUACAGAGGGGAACGGGGAUGUUGAGGACGAAGGGGAGGAAUUCUUGAUUAAUGGGCAAACUUGGAGGGGGUUGGAUUCCUUCGAAGCUGUGAUGGGAACUGGAAGUCCGAUUACGAGGUGGAGAGAGGCAAACCCCUCCAAGACUGGGGAAGAGGAUGUGGUGAGGGUUAUGAGGAGGGAAGUGGAGAGGUUGCUUAAGGAAGCCGGUGUUGCUGAGAAAGACAUGGCCAUCAAAGCUCAGAUGACUGGGGUUCUGUUAGUGGUCAAGAAAGAAUAG